Molecule: messenger RNA, 1342 nt
Organism: Selaginella moellendorffii
Lineage: Eukaryota; Viridiplantae; Streptophyta; Lycopodiopsida; Selaginellales; Selaginellaceae
Exons: 4
Coding region: 11-535 (174 amino acids)
Source: RefSeq, a predicted model, not a curated record
CUCUUGCUGGAUGCGGCUGCUUGCUUGGCGUAGCUCCGAGCUUCCUCUAGCACCUGUGAGGAUCGCAGCUCUCCAGAUUUGUUCCACAUCGAGGAUCAAUCUCUUACCUGGGCGUAGUCGACUUCCGGAUCGAAGAGGAGCUCCUCCAGGCACGCGGCUUCGAUGCUGUGGAGCACAAGAGGAGGAGGGGGAGGAAGAGGAGAAGGAUGGCACUCCAUCUCGACUUCUUCCUCAUCAAGAGUUACUCGAUCCUUGGCAGCUCUCUUCGCUGCAAAUGGAAAGCACCCAUGAUCGUCGCAGCCGCAUAAAAAACGAAGAAGGGAUGAAUCUACCUCUCCUCUUCUUCGAUCCGGCGAGGAUAGAUUCAAGACCUGUGUGUGUCUGGACCACCUCGAAGCUGCAAACCGCAGGAACAACAGUGACCUCUGCAUUGGAUUCACAGAAGGGUGUUUCAGGAGGAUUGAUGGCCUCUUUUGUUCCUUCUCCAAGCCCUGCUCGUGAAACAAAAGUGGAGAAAGCGAUGCAUGCGUGCUAAGACGCGAGGAGCAAAAACUAAAACCGAGGAUCCCAGCAGUGGUCAACCCUCGACUUAAAUACGAGAAGCUCUCGGCUAGCUCCCGGACACUGUAGCAGACUCGGACAGCUUUUCCUUCCGAGACUCAGCUUUUCAAACGGGGGAGCGAGAGGGAGCAAGCGAGAGCUCCGAUCCGAUCACCGCACCGCAAAGGCACCCGUGAUUUUUUUCUUGGCGUUACGUAGAAUCCCUUUUGGUCUGCCACCGCUUUUCCAAAGAGGUACCUUUAAUUCCUUUAUUUGUUUGGCUCUGGGGGAGUAUCAUGGGAGCACGUUUGGCUUCUGUCUGGCUAGAAAGAAUUAGAAGCUUUCAUCCUUAAACCGACUCAAAGCUUGACUUUGAUGUGGUUUUCCAGGUAUAAAAAGAUUAUCCUCGCAACUCGGGAUCAAAGUGUGCUCGUUUUCCCGUAGGAAUGAUGUCGUGUUUGACAAUGUAGGUGGUACGCAUGGGAAGAACUUGUAUGAGCAGUAGUAGCGAGGUGUGUAAGGAAAAGUUUCUUUCUUCGUUAACUAAAACCUCUGAGAAAAGAUUUACAAAGCUCACAUUUGCAGUAUGCUGCCGACGGCCGUGAAUCUUGUACCCGUCCAUGAACUCGAGAGUCAGCCGGCAACAAGUGUUCCCCGAGUUUUCGAGAAUGAUGUACUCCAGUCCGGUGAUCUCGCAGAACUCCACCGCUUGCAGGGACCAUCGGCAUCAAGCUGCUUGGUGUCUAAGUAGUCUUGAUGUCCUUGCGAUCACCAGUUUCAAUUCAAACAUAAUUCAAGACUA